Molecule: messenger RNA, 1756 nt
Organism: Perca flavescens (yellow perch)
Lineage: Eukaryota; Metazoa; Chordata; Actinopteri; Perciformes; Percidae
Gene: mapkapk2a
Product: MAPK activated protein kinase 2a
Exons: 10
Coding region: 532-1701 (389 amino acids)
Biological process (GO): protein phosphorylation
Molecular function (GO): protein kinase activity; ATP binding
Source: RefSeq, a predicted model, not a curated record
ACCCGGCCAUGACGUCAGCAGUAAAACCUGCUCCGGCUGGGUGUCUGUCGGAAAGUGAAGUGUGUUUGGCGUGCUAGGUGUCGGAGUUUUCCCCCGUGUUGUCUGUCUUUUGUUUAGUGUUAUUGUCGUUCUUUUAACUCCAAUUGCCAGUUUUUGCUUACUUAUUUAGAAACCCAGCACUGUAGUCGAUUUAUGGGAUGUUUUAGAAAAGUUCCCGAAGUGCUCUUUGAGGUACCGGUGGACUGCGGACACCACCGGAGAUGGAUAAGCUAACCGAUAGCUGAGUUGUUAGCCGAGAAUCACAGCUCAAGAAUACGAUUAAUACUAGCAUGCUAACAGCUAGCUAAUUUAGCUUUGCUAACCUUUAACGUCAGAACUACUGCCGGUUAUUUCUCGGGCCUGGCUGCUUCCCCGUGAAUAGUUCGUCAGAGGCCAGCUAACCCAGGAAGAAGACUCUGUCUACAUUUAAAGGAAAAAGACAUACGUGUUGUUGAGAGGUGGCGGUUGUUCGUCUCUCAGCCCAAACCAAGCAUGCUGUCCAACGCACAGAACCAGCCACUGUUUCCCAACCCGGCGGGGCAGCAGAACCCGGGCGGGCAGCAGAAUACUACGGGCCAGUUCCUUCCCUUCCACGCAAGACCCUCCUUACAGAUCAAGAAGAAUGCCAUUACAGAUGACUACAAGGUAACCAGCCAGGUGCUGGGGCUGGGCAUCAAUGGCAAGGUGCUUGAAAUCUUCCAGAAGAAGACUGGAGACAAGUAUGCGCUGAAGAUGCUGCAGGAUUGUGCCAAGGCCCGUAGGGAGGUGGAGCUUCACUGGAGGGCGUCACCUUGUGCUAACAUUGUGUGCAUCAUUGAUGUCUAUGAGAACCUCUAUCAGGGCAGGAAGUGCCUGCUUAUUGUCAUGGAGUGCAUGGAUGGUGGGGAGCUUUUUAGUCGAAUCCAGGACAGAGGGGACCAGGCUUUUACAGAGAGAGAGGCAUCGGACAUCAUGAAGAGCAUAGGAGAGGCCAUUCAGUUCCUGCAUGCCAUCAACAUUGCACACAGAGACGUCAAGCCAGAGAAUUUACUGUAUUCCUCGAAGAGGCCCAAUGCCCUGCUCAAACUCACAGAUUUUGGCUUUGCCAAGGAGACCACUUCACACAACUCUUUAGCUACCCCCUGCUACACACCCUACUAUGUUGCUCCAGAGGUUCUGGGCCCAGAGAAAUAUGACAAGUCAUGUGACAUGUGGUCGUUGGGUGUCAUUAUGUAUAUCCUGUUGUGUGGAUACCCUCCUUUUUAUUCUAACCAUGGUCUAGCCAUCUCUCCUGGGAUGAAGAAGAGGAUCAGGAUGGGCCAAUAUGAGUUUCCCAACCCUGAAUGGUCUGAUGUAUCAGAGGAAGCUAAACAACUGAUUAGGACCCUCCUUAAGACUGAGCCGACGCAAAGGAUGACCAUCACAGAGUUCAUGAAUCAUCCAUGGAUCAAUCAAUCAAUGGAGGUUCCCCAGACCCCACUUCACACCAGCCGGGUGCUAAAGGAGGAGAAGGAUGCUUGGGAGGAUGUCAAGGAGGAAAUGACCAGUGCCUUGGCAACAAUGAGGGUUGACUAUGAGCAAAUCAAGAUCAAGACCAUCGAGGACUCGACCAAUCCACUGCUAACGAAACGGAGGAAGAAAGCCAGUAACCCCAUGCAGGACCCACAGUCUGCUGCCCACUGAGAGAUGCAUACAUGCACAUACAGACACAGGUUGUAAAAAGGAAGCAAUAAUUUGU